Messenger RNA from Dryobates pubescens (Downy woodpecker), 2679 nucleotides. Its product is annotated as ectonucleotide pyrophosphatase/phosphodiesterase family member 3-like. The coding region runs from base 16 to 2679 and encodes 887 amino acids. Gene Ontology annotation, molecular function: nucleoside triphosphate diphosphatase activity; nucleic acid binding; metal ion binding. Gene Ontology annotation, biological process: nucleoside triphosphate catabolic process. Lineage: Eukaryota; Metazoa; Chordata; Aves; Piciformes; Picidae. The transcript has 25 exons. The record is from RefSeq and is a predicted model, not a curated record.
GCAGAGCUGCUCAGGAUGGAGCUUGCAGGCCAUGUGGUCGGUGAGGAGGGCAGGCACUUGGAUGAGAUCUCUUCAAAAUCAACAGAGUAUGUGAAGAAAAGGAAGCUCCUGACCUACCAAGUCAUCUGUGCUGUCCUGCUGUGUGCUCUGGUGGUUGUCUCGCUGGGACUAGGUCUGGGCCUAGGCCUGGGCCUAGGAGCACAGCAGGAGCAAACCAGCUGUAGGCACAAGUGCCACGACCCCGCCGGGGCUGGGGCGCGAGGCUGCCGCUGCGACAGCGCCUGCCAGGAGCGGGGGGACUGCUGCUGGGACUAUGAGGACACCUGCCUGGAGCCAGCCCGGUCGUGGAGGUGCAGCAAGUUCCGCUGCGGCGAGGCGCGCCUGCCGGGCAGCCUCUGCGCCUGUGCCGAGGACUGCCUGGAGAAGAAGGACUGCUGUGCCAACUACUACACCGCCUGCAGAGGUGAAAAGCCUUGGGUAGAAGAGCCAUGUGAGUCACUGGAGACUCCUCAGUGUCCCUUGGGGGAGACUCCCCCACCACUUAUCCUGUUCUCCAUGGAUGGCUUUAGAGCAGAGUACUUGCACACCUGGAGCUCCUUGCUGCCAAACAUAGCCAAAUUCAAAACAUGUGGCACACAUCCAAGCUACAUGAGAGCUGUUUACCCCACCAAGACCUUCCCAAACCACUACACCAUUGCCACAGGGCUGUACCCAGAGUCCCAUGGCAUCGUGGACAACAACAUGUACGACGUGACCCUGGACAAGCACUUCUCGCUCUCGGGGCCAGAGAAGCUCAACCGCCAGUGGUGGAAGGGGCAGCCAAUCUGGCUGACAGCAAUGGACAAUCUCCUGAGAGCAGGCACCUACUUCUGGCCAGGCUCUGAUGUCCCCAUUAAUGGAUCCUACCCCACCUACUACCAUGUCUACAAUGGCUCAGUGCCAUAUGAGCAGAGGAUUUCAGGGGUGCUGGAGUGGCUGGAUUACCCCCAGCCCAAGAGGCCUCAUUUCUACACUUUAUACAUUGAGGAACCAGAUUCUUCUGGCCAUUCUUCUGGACCAGUCAGUGGCAGUGUCCUCAAAGGCUUGCAGGCAGCAGAUCAAGCCCUGGGGAUGCUGAUGGAUGGACUGAGGCAAAGGAACCUGCACAAAUGUGUCAACAUCAUCGUUGUGUCUGAUCACGGGAUGGAGGCCACCAGCUGCCAGCAGCUGGAGCUGAUGACUGACUACUUCGAGCAGAUCGAUUUCCACAUCUACAGUGGGCCUGCAGCUGGCAUUCGAGCAGCCAAGGUGCCAGAGGACUACUUCAGCUUUGACUCAGAAGGAAUUGUUAGAAACCUCACAUGCCAGAGGUCUCCUCAGCACUUCAAGCCCUACCUGACGCCCGACCUGCCGAAGCGCUUCCACUACGCCAACAACAUCCGCAUCGAGCGAGCGCACCUGCUGCUGCGGCGGGGCUGGCAGGCCGCCGGGGACAACACUUACACAUUCUGUGAUGGAGGCAACCAUGGCUAUGACAACAGGCUGAAAAGCAUGGAGGCUAUAUUCUUAGCUUAUGGCCCAAGCUUUAAAGAGCAAACAGAAGUGGAGGCUUUUGAGAACAUAGAGGUUUACAACCUUAUGUGUGAUUUGCUGGAGAUUGCUCCAACAGGAAACAAUGGAACCCAUGGCAGCUUGAAUCACCUCCUGAAAAAGCCCUUCUACAACCCUUCCCAUGCCAGAGAGCAGGCAGCUCCUUCUGCAUGUCCAGUUUCCCACCUGAUUCCCACAGAUGACCUGGGAUGCAGGUGUGAGGCUAUAACAAAUGUUUCACAAGCAAACCAGAGGCUAAAUCUCACCACAGAAGAGGUGUCUGAGGCUCACUCCUAUCACCUGCCAUAUGGGAGACCCAGACUUCUUCAGAAGGAGAAGACCUACUGCCUCCUUUCCCAUCACCAGUAUGUGAGUGGAUACAGCUAUGACAUCCUGAUGCCUCUGUGGACUGCAUACACUCUGAACAAGCCUGAAAACACAUCUGCUCUGCCUCCCACUGCUGCAGACUGUCUGCGGGCUGAUGUCAGGAUCCCUGCUGCCCGGAGCCAAAAUUGUUCUGACUACCAAGCAGCUCUGCCCUUCACCCGCAGCUUCCUCUACCCUCCCAACUUCAGCUCACCUGCUGCUGCGCAGUAUGAUGCUUUACUCACCACCAACAUUGUUCCCAUGUACACAGCCUUCAGAGAGAUCUGGGACUAUUUCCAUGAUGUGCUUCUGCAGCAGUAUGCCAGAGAAAGGAAUGGAGUCAAUGUUGUCAGUGGGCCGGUGUUUGACUACGACUAUGAUGGCCACUUUGACGCUCCGGAGGACAUUGAGCAGCAUGUGAAUCACACAGAGAUCCCUGUCCCCACCCACUACUUCGUGGUGCUGACCAGCUGCAAGAACAGGUCCCACACUCCACUCAACUGCUCAGGCUCCUUGGAUGUUCUCUCCUUCAUCAUCCCCCACCGAGCUGACAACUCUGAAAGCUGUGCUGCAAACAAAGCCCCUGCUGAGUGGGUUGAAGAAAGAGUCUGGGCUCACACGGCGCGGGUGCGGGACGUGGAGCUGCUGACGGGGCUGGACUUCUACCAGGACAGGCAGGAGCCCAUCCCACAGCUCCUCAGGCUCAAGACAUUUUUGCCAAUGUUGGAGACUGAAAGUAACUGA